Messenger RNA from Paramuricea clavata, 925 nucleotides. NCBI's taxonomy places the organism in Eukaryota, Metazoa, Cnidaria, Anthozoa, Malacalcyonacea, Plexauridae. The record is from the annotation of a GenBank genome assembly.
AUGCAAGAACACAAACGGAAAGAUACUAGUUCAAAAAAAAGGAAAUUGGUCAAAACUACUGCAUGUAGUCUCAGGGGUAAGACAUCAUUCAAAUCCCCCACGCCAUCAGACAAUGCAGAGUUUGUGAUAUCAAGCUUGCCAGGUGACGACAUACCCAAAUUAAAUCAAAGUGAUAUUUCGUCUCCAGAUACGAACAGAAAGGCUUUUGAUGAGAACUUAUCACAUGAAGGGGAAGUUGUGUCAAAGGCAACUUUGGAUGACGAAGUUAUAAUAACAUCUGUGACAACUAGCACGGGUCAAAUAACCAAAAGAUUAAAGAGAAUAAUUGAUCAAGAAGAGUUAUCAGUUAUUUCCAAUUAUAAAAUGCUGACAGAUAUGUCAAUCAAUUGUGCACAGAACAUCCUUCAUGAAACAGUUCCAUCCAUAGCAGGUCUAGACGAAACUACAAUUGGUUUAAAACUUCUUUUUACUGCUCAAAAGCAAGAAUUUGUGCAGAUUCUUCAUGAUGGUUGUAUCCACUGGGUAUGUGUUUCCAAUAUCGGAUGCAAAAAGGGCGAGAUAAAUUAUUAUGACAGCCUGUACCAUUGAAAAGAUUAACCCCCAUGUGCAAAAGCAGAUUGCAAGCCUGCUUCAUGAAGAGUUAGAUCACAUAAAGAUACACAUCAAGGCAUCACAACAGCAAAGUAAUGGAGUUGACUGUGGUGUUUUUGCCAUAUCAUGUGCAACUAACCUGCUCUAUGGAAAGGAUCCAUGCAAAGUAAAUAUAAAAGAAUCGCUAAUGCGAGGUCAUUUAGUAAACUGUCUAGUCAGAAAUGUGCUUUCUCCAUUCCUACAAGAGGAUGAGAAAACUGUCUCCCGAUGCCAUGAAUACACCAUGAUUGUUUGGCUGUACUGCUGGCCCCACGAGGAACAAUGUGUCGCCUAG